Messenger RNA from Zingiber officinale, 1176 nucleotides. RefSeq names its product exocyst complex component EXO70A1-like. Gene Ontology annotation, molecular function: phosphatidylinositol-4,5-bisphosphate binding. The record is from RefSeq and is a predicted model, not a curated record. NCBI's taxonomy places the organism in Eukaryota, Viridiplantae, Streptophyta, Magnoliopsida, Zingiberales, Zingiberaceae. Gene Ontology annotation, cellular component: exocyst. Gene Ontology annotation, biological process: exocytosis. The transcript has 6 exons. Bases 50 to 913 code for a protein of 287 amino acids.
AUUUUUUUAUCAGAUUGAAUCAAUAUUUGAGGGGAAGGCUUGCUCUGGGAUGCGGAAUUCUGCAUUUACUUUGACAAGGCACUUGGCACAAACUGCACAAGAGACGUUUGGUGAUUUUCAGGAAGCUGUUGAAAAGGAUGCUUCAAAAACAUUUAUUGCUGAUGGAACUGUCCACCCAUUGACCAGCUAUGUCAUCAACUAUGUGAAGUUUCUGUUUGACUAUCAGGCGACACUCAAGCAACUUUUUCAGGAGUUUGGACCAGGAGAUGGGGCAAGCUCUCAGCUGGCGUCUAUAACUAUGCGAAUUAUGCAAGCUCUUCAGAGGAAUUUGGAUGUGAAAUCCAAGAUGUACAAAGAUACUGCUUUGCAGUAUUUAUUUCUUAUGAAUAACAUCCAUUACAUUGUUAAAUCUGCACGGAGGUCAGAAGCAAAAGACUUAUUGGGUGAUGAUUGGAUCCAGAGACAUCGUAGGAUUGUACAACAGAAUGCAAAUCAAUAUCGAAGGGUUGCUUGGUCAAAGAUAUUGCAGACCCUCUCAGCCCAAGGUCUGUCUUCGUCGGGAGGUAGUGGUGUGCCAGGGAUUGAAGGUGGUGGUAGCAGUGGUUUGGUUCCAAAAGCUAUACUGAAGGAUAGGUUCAAAUCGUUCAACAUGCAGUUUGAGGAGCUAUGCAUGAGACAAUGUGAGUGGACAGUACCUGAUCAAGAGUUGCGUGAAUCAUUGAGGCUUGCAGUCGCUGAGGUUCUCUUACCGGCAUAUCGAUCUUUCUUAAAACGGUUUGGGCCGCUGCUCGAGAAUGGAAAGAAUCCGUCAAGAUACAUCAAAUAUAGUCCAGAAAAUCUUGAGACAAAGUUGGGCGAAUUGUUCGAGGGGCAGUCAGCAGCAGCAAAGACAACGACAGAGACCAGGCGAUAAAUUCUGUACAAACUACGAGUUCUUUGAACAGAUCAUAUUACUUCCUGAGUAGAUGCACAUGUUGCUUUCAUAAAAGCGACGCUCAGUUUUUUUAGCUCCUGUACGUUGCCUUCGCCUGUCUCAUUUGACAGAUUCGGCGGCCCGGAUCUUAAAACCAGCGUCGGCUCUUUUUUCGUUUCUAUAGACGCGCAAUUGCGUACAUUUUAUACGGGCAGAGCUGUAAAUGAACUGGACGGCUGUGAAUUAUAUUUAUUGGUGUAUGU